AUGGAGUUGGCCUCUGAAGCCGAAAUUGAAGAAAAAUAUUGUAAUACUCAGGGAUAUGGCUACGAAUCAAGCGAGGAGCAAGAAACAAGAAAAACAGUUGAAGGGUCGCGUCAUCAGGAUCCAAUAGUUGCAGAAACGGUUAUUGACAAAGAAAAAACUAGUGAUAUCCAGGAAGAAGGCAACAUAUUAAUAGGGACGCAAGAAGUAAGAAAACCAGUUGAAGAGUCGCGGGACCUUCCAAUUGCUGCGGAAACGGUUUGUGACAAUAAUAAGAGGAACACGACACAAGAGAAUUCUUCAAAAUACCUACUAGAUGACUUGAGAAUUUCCGAUUCAUCAGACGAUGGUGAUUUUGGAUCAUCUAGCAGUGAUGAUUAUAUUUGCGCUACUGAUGAAUCGUCGUCAUCCAGUGAUAAUGAAAGAACUUCAGCUAAAAAGAAAAGAACGACUACGUCGUCGGUGAGACAUACCUCCAAUAUUACAGUUCCAGAAACACCCCCGUCGCCCAUGAGCACAUCAGAGAACCCUGUUCCUGGUUGCUCUUUCUGGGAACGCAACGGUAUGAAUAGUGCCGGGAAAAAUAAAAAACAAGAAAAAGUGUCAAGGAGAGAAGACAGGAUAGAGCAAGGAGAAAAUUGUUUCGUAAUACUGGCUUAG
This is a messenger RNA of Parnassius apollo (apollo), 657 nucleotides long. Lineage: Eukaryota; Metazoa; Arthropoda; Insecta; Lepidoptera; Papilionidae. The record is from the annotation of a GenBank genome assembly.